AACUUGAAGCUAUUGCAGUGCAGAGGAAUGGGCUUGGCCUCAGCUUGGGCUUGCUCUCUCUGGCUGUGACGACUUCAAAGCCCCUGGACAACUCGCCAGCCCAGAGCCUGAGCAGAUCCAUCCAGCAUUUGCUCAGGGACAUGGCUUAGGAGUGAGCGGUGUCACCACUGAGCAGCGGCCUGGGUUUUGCAAGGGACCUUGGAGAUACGGCCCCUGUUUGUAUGGCAAGAUGAAUCCUUUCGGAUAUGAGAUCUGCCUGUUAGUUCUGGCCCUCACCUGGCCAGGGACCCUCUGCACAGAAGAUCCUCGUGACAGGCCGUCGACAGCCCGAUGCAGCCUCUUUGGGGAUGGCUUCAUCAACACUUUCGAUGAAGCCAUGUACAGUUUUGCAGGAGGCUGCAGUUAUCUUCUGGCUGGGGACUGCCAGAAACGUUCCUUCUCAAUUCUCGGGAACUUCCAAGAUGGCAAGAGAGUGGGCCUGUCUGUGUAUCUUGGGGAGUUUUUUGACAUCCAUUUGUUUGCCAACGGCACCGUGAUGCAGGGGGACCAAAGCAUCUCCAUGCCCUAUGCCUCCAAGGGACUCUAUGUAGAGCAUGAGGCUGGGUACUACAAAAUUUCCAGUGAGGCCUUCGGCUUUGCGGCCAGAAUUGACGGCGACGGCAACUUCCAAGUCCUGAUGUCAGACAGACACUUCAACAAGACCUGUGGGCUGUGUGGUGACUUCAACAUCUUCGCUGAAGAUGACUUUAGGACGCAGGAGGGGACCUUGACCUCAGACCCCUACGACUUUGCCAACUCCUGGGCCCUGAGUAGUGAGAACCAGCGGUGUAAACGGACAUCUCCUCCCAGCACUAACUGCACCAGCUCCUCUGGGGACAUGCAGCAGGCCAUGUGGGAGCAGUGCCAGUUACUGAAGACGGCGUCGGUGUUUGCCCGCUGCCACCCUCUGGUGGAUCCCGAGCCCUUCGUGGCUCUCUGUGAGAAGACUUUGUGUACAUGCGUCACGGGGCCAGAGUGCGCGUGUCCUGCUCUCCUUGAGUAUGCCCGAACCUGUGCCCAGGAAGGGAUGGUGCUGUAUGGCUGGGCUGACCACAGUGCCUGUCGCCCAGCAUGCCCGGCUGGCAUGGAGUAUAAGGAGUGUGUGUCUCCUUGCACCAGAACCUGCCAGAGCCUGCCUAUCAAUGAAGUGUGUCAGCAGCAAUGUGUAGAUGGCUGUGGCUGCCCUGAGGGAGAGCUCCUGGACGAAGACCGCUGUGUGCAGAGCUCUGACUGUUCUUGUGUACACGCCGGAAAGCGGUACCCACCUGGCACCUCCCUCCCUCAAGACUGCAACACUUGCAUCUGCAGACACAGUCUCUGGAUCUGCAGCAAUGAGGAAUGCCCAGGGGAGUGUCUUGUCACAGGCCAAUCCCACUUCAAGAGCUUCGACAACAGACACUUCACCUUCAGUGGCAUCUGCCAGUACCUGCUGGCCCGGGACUGCCAAGACCACUCUUUCUCCAUUGUCAUAGAGACCAUGCAGUGCGCUGAUGACCCUGAUGCUGUCUGCACCCGCUCAGUCAGUGUGCGGCUGUCUGCCCUGCACAACAGCCUCAUGAAGCUGAAGCACGGGGGAGGGGUGGCCAUCGAUGGUCAGGAUGUCCAGAUUCCCUUCCUGCAAGGUGACCUCCGUAUCCAGCACACGGUGAUGGCUUCUGUACGCCUCAGCUAUGGGGAGGACCUGCAGAUGGAAUGGGAUGGCCGCGGGCGGCUACUGGUUAAGCUGUCCCCAAUCUAUUCUGGGAAGACCUGUGGUUUGUGUGGGAAUUACAAUGGCAACAAGGGAGACGACUUCCUCACGCCGGCCGGCCUGGUGGAGCCUCUGGUGGUAGACUUUGGAAACGCCUGGAAGCUUCAAGGGGAUUGUCCGGACCUGCACAGACAACACAGCGACCCCUGCAGCCUGAACCCACGCUUGACCAGGUUUGCGGAGGAGGCUUGUGCGCUCCUGACGUCCUCCAAGUUCGAGACCUGCCACCAUGCGGUCAGCCCUCUGCCCUACCUGCAGAACUGUCGUUAUGAUGUUUGCUCCUGCGCUGACAGCCAGGAUUGCCUGUGUAGCGCAGUAGCUAACUACGCUGCUGCGUGUGCCCGAAAAGGCGUGCACAUCGGGUGGCGGGAGCCAGACUUCUGUGCUCUGAGCUGCCCACAGGGCCAGGUGUACCUGCAGUGUGGCAAUUCCUGCAACAUGACCUGCCGCUCCCUCUCCCUUCCGGAUGAAGAAUGCAGUGAAGUCUGUCUUGAAGGCUGCUUCUGCCCCCCAGGGCUCUACCAGGAUGAAAGAGGGGACUGUGUGCCCAAGGCCCAGUGUCCCUGUUACCACGACGGUGAGCUCUUCCAGCCUGCAGACAUCUUCUCAGACCACCACACCAUGUGUUACUGUGAAGAUGGCUUCAUGCACUGUACCACGAGUGGUGCCUCGGGGAGCCUGUUGCCUAACAUUGUCCUCAGCAGCCCCUUGUCUCACCGCAGCAAAAGGAGCCUCUCCUGUCGGCCACCCAUGGUCAAGUUGGUAUGUCCUGCUGACAACCCACGGGCUCAAGGGCUGGAGUGUGCUAAGACGUGCCAGAACUAUGACCUGGAAUGCAUGAGUCUGGGCUGUGUGUCAGGCUGCCUCUGUCCCCCAGGCAUGGUCCGGCACGAAAACAGGUGUGUGGCCUUGGAGCGCUGUCCCUGCUUCCACCAGGGUGAGGCGUACUCCCCAGGAGAUACAGUGAAGAUCGGCUGCAACACCUGUGUCUGCCGGGACCGGAGGUGGAACUGUACAACCCACGUGUGUGACGCCACUUGCUCUGCCCUUGGUAUGGCUCACUACCUCACCUUCGAUGGUCUCAAGUACCUGUUCCCUGGGGAGUGUCAGUACGUUCUGGUGCAGGAUUACUGUGGCGGUAGCUCUGGGACCUUUCGGAUCCUGGUGGGGAAUGAGGGUUGCACUUAUCCCUCGGUGAAAUGCAAGAAACGGGUGACCAUCCUGGUGGAUGGAGGGGAGAUUGAACUGUUCAAUGGAGAGGUGAAUGUUAAGAGACCUCUGAAAGAUGAGUCUCACUUUGAGAUGGUGGAGUCGGGCCAGUACGUCAUCCUGCUGCUGGGUCAGGGCCUUUCUGUGGUCUGGGACCACCGCCUCAGCAUCUCCGUGGUCCUGAAGUACACAUACCAGGAACACGUGUGUGGCCUGUGUGGGAACUUCGAUGGUAUCCAGAACAAUGACUUCACCAGCAGCAGCCUUCAGGUGGAGGAAGACCCCAUUGACUUUGGGAACUCCUGGAAAGUGAGCCCACAGUGUGCCGACACAAGAAAGCUGUCACUAGACGUUUCCCUUGCCGCCUGCCACAACAAUAUCAUGAAACAGACAAUGGUGGACUCAUCUUGCAGAAUCCUUACCAGUGACAUCUUCCAGGGCUGCAACAGGCUGGUGGACCCCGAGCCAUACCUGGACAUCUGCAUUUAUGACACUUGCUCCUGUGAGUCCAUCGGGGACUGCUCCUGUUUCUGUGACACCAUCGCUGCCUAUGCCCACGUGUGCGCCCAGCAUGGCCAGGUGGUAGCCUGGAGGAAACCCACACUGUGCCCCCAGAGCUGUGAAGAAAGGAACGUUCGGGAAAACAGCUAUGAGUGUGAGUGGCGCUAUAACAGCUGUGCACCCGCCUGCCCGGUCACAUGCCAGCACCCUGAGCCUCUGGCUUGUCCUGUACAGUGUGUGGAGGGCUGCCAUGCACACUGCCCUCCAGGGAAAAUCCUGGAUGAACUUCUGCAGACCUGUGUGGAUGCCCAAGACUGCCCUGUGUGUGAGGUGGCUGGUCGGCGCUUGGCUUCCGGGAAGAAAAUCACCCUGAGUCCCAAUGACCCUCAGCACUGUCAGAAUUGUCACUGUGAUGGUGUGAACCUUACCUGUGAAGCCUGCCAAGAGCCCGGAGGCCUGGUGGUACCCCCAACAGAUGCCCCAGUCAGCUCCACCACCCCAUAUGUUGAGGACACCCCCGAACCCCCCCUGCACAACUUCUACUGCAGCAAGCUGCUGGAUCUCGUCUUCCUCCUGGAUGGCUCCUACAGGCUGUCUGAGGCUGAGUUUGAAGUGCUCAAAGCUUUUGUGGUGGGUACGAUGGAGAGGCUACACAUCUCUCAGAAGCGCAUCCGCGUGGCAGUGGUAGAGUACCAUGAUGGCUCCCAUGCCUACCUUGAGCUCAGGGCCCGGAAGCGACCCUCAGAGCUUCGGCGCAUCGCCAGCCAGAUUAAGUAUGUGGGCAGCCAGUUGGCCUCUACCAGUGAGGUUUUGAAGUACACACUGUUCCAGAUCUUUGGCAAAAUUGACCGUCCUGAAGCCUCCCGUGUCAUUCUGCUCCUGACCGCUAGCCAGGAGCCCCAACGGAUGGCUAGGUAUUUCACCCGCUAUCUCCAAGGUUUCAAGAAGAAGAAGGUCAUUCUGAUCCCUGUGGGCAUUGGGCCGCACGCCAACCUCAAACAGAUCCGCCUCAUUGAGAAGCAGGCCCCUGAGAACAAGGCCUUUCUGCUUAGUGGGGUGGAUGAGCUGGAGCAGAGAAGAGAUGAGAUAAUUAACUACCUCUGUGACCUUGCCCCCGAGGCCCCAGCCCCUACUAAGCCUCCACAGGUAGCACACAUCACUGUGAGCCCUGGUAUCUCUGGGGUUUCAUCACCAGGACCCAAAAGGAAGUCUCUGGUUCUGGAUGUGGUGUUUGUCCUGGAGGCGUCAGACGAAGUUGGUGAAGCCAACUUCAAUAAGAGCAAGGAGUUCCUGGAGGAGGUUAUCCAGCGCAUGGAUGUGAGCCCGGCUGGGACGCACAUCGCAGUUCUGCAGUACUCAUACACAGUAAACGUGGAGUACACCUUCAAGGAGGCCCAGUCCAAGGAGGAUGUGCUGCGACAUGUGCGAGAGAUCCGCUACCAGGGGGGCAACAGGACAAACACUGGGCAGGCCCUGCAGUACCUUUCUGAGCACAGCUUCUCUCCCAGCCAGGGGGACCGGGAGCAGGCACCUAACCUGGUCUACAUGGUCACGGGGAACCCUGCCUCUGAUGAGAUCAGGAGGUUGCCUGGAGACAUCCAGGUGGUACCCAUUGGGGUGGGCUCCAGGGCCAACCUGCAGGAACUGGAGAGGAUCAGCAGACCCAUCGCUCCCAUCUUCAUCCAAGACUUUGAGACACUUCCCCGAGAGGCUCCCGACCUGGUCCUGAGGACGUGCUGCUCCAAGGAGGGGCUGCAGCUGCCCACCCUCCCCCCUCUCCCUGACUGCAGCCAACCCCUGGAUGUGGUCCUGCUCCUGGAUGGCUCCUCUAGCUUGCCUGCAUCUUCCUUUGAUGAGAUGAAGAGUUUUGCCAAAGCUUUCAUCUCAAAGGCCAACAUUGGGCCCCAUCUCACUCAGGUGUCCGUGAUACAAUACGGAAGCAUCAAUACCAUCGAUGUACCGUGGAAUGUGGCCCAGGAGAAAGCCUAUCUACAGAGUUUGGUGGACCUCAUGCAGCAGGAGGGCGGCCCCAGCCAGAUUGGGAAUGCUCUGGCCUUUGCCGUGCGCUAUGUAACUUCACAGAUCCAUGGAGCCAGGCCUGGAGCCUCCAAAGCAGUGGUCAUGAUCAUCAUGGAUACCUCCUUGGAUUCGGUGGACACAGCAGUGGAUGCUGCCAGAUCCAACCGGGUGGCAGUGUUCCCCAUUGGGGUUGGGGAUCGAUAUGAUGAAGCCCAGCUGAGGAUCUUGGCAGGCCCUGGGGCCAGCUCCAAUGUGGUAAAGCUCCAGCAAGUUGAAGACCUCCUCACCAUGGUCACCCCGGGAAACUCCUUCUUCCACAGACUGUGUUCUGGGUUUUCUGGAGUUUGUGUGGAUGAGGAUGGGAACGAGAAGAGGCCUGGAGACGUCUGGACCUUGCCAGAUCAGUGCCACACAGUGACUUGCUUGGCAAAUGGUCAGACCUUGUUGCAGAGUCAUCGGGUCAAUUGUGACCAUGGACCCCGGCCUUCAUGUUCCAACAGCCAGUCUCCCGUUCGGGUGGAGGAGACCUGUGGCUGCCGCUGGACCUGCCCUUGUGUGUGCACGGGCAGUUCCACUCGGCACAUCGUCACCUUCGAUGGACAGAAUUUCAAGCUUACCGGCAACUGCUCCUACGUCAUCUUUCAAAACAAGGAGCAGGACCUGGAAGUGGUCCUCCAUAAUGGGGCCUGCAGCCCUGGGGCCGUGCAAACCUGCAUGAAGACCAUCGAGGUUAAGCAUGCUGGCCUCUCUGUUGAGCUGCGCAGUGACAUGGAGAUGGCAGUGAAUGGGAGACCCGUCCUUGCCCCGUACGUGGGUGGAAAUAUGCAAGUCAGCAUCUAUGGUGCUAUCAUGUAUGAAGUCAGGUUCACCCAUCUUGGUCACACUCUCACAUUUACUCCACAAAACAACGAGUUCCAACUGCAGCUUAGCCCCAAGACCUUUGCUUCGAAGAUGUAUGGUCUCUGUGGAAUCUGUGACGAAAAUGGGGCCAAUGACUUCACAUUGCGAGAUGGCACGGUCACCACAGACUGGAAGAGGCUUAUCCAGGAAUGGACCGUGCAGCAGCCAGGGAGCACAUGCCAGUCUGUUCCUGAAGAGCAGUGUCCCAUCUCUGACAGCUCCCACUGCCAGGUCCUCCUCUCAGCAUCGUUUGCUGAAUGCCACAAGGUCAUCGCUCCAGCCACAUUCCAUACAAUCUGCCAGCAAGACAGUUGCCACCAGGAGCGAGUGUGUGAGGUGAUUGCUUCUUACGCCCAUCUCUGUCGGACUAAUGGAGUCUGUGUUGAUUGGAGGACAACUGACUUCUGUGCUAUGUCAUGCCCACCAUCCCUGAUAUAUAACCACUGUGAGCGUGGCUGCCCUCGGUACUGUGAUGGAAACACUAGCUUCUGUGGCGACCACCCCUCAGAAGGCUGCUUCUGCCCCCAACACCAAGUCUUGCUGGAAGGCAGCUGUGUCCCCGAAGAGGCCUGCACUCAGUGUGUUGGGGACGAUGGAGUCCGACAUCAGUUCCUAGAGACCUGGGUCCCAGACCAUCAGCCCUGUCAGAUCUGUAUGUGCCUCAGUGGGAGGAAGAUUAACUGCACUGCACAGCCAUGUCCCACAGCCCGGGCUCCCACCUGUGGCCCUUGUGAAGUGGCUCGUCUCAAGCAGAGUGCAGACCUGUGCUGCCCAGAGUAUGAGUGUGUGUGUGACCUGGUCAACUGCAACUUGCCACCAGUGCCUCCGUGUGAAGGAGGACUCCAGCCAACCCUGACCAACCCUGGAGAAUGCAGACCCACCUUUACCUGUGCCUGCAGGAAAGAAGAGUGCAAAAGAGUGUCCCCACCCUCCUGCCCCCCUCACCGGACACCCACCCUUCGGAAGACCCAGUGCUGUGAUGAGUAUGAAUGCACUUGCAGCUGUGUCAACUCCACGCUGAGCUGCCCACUUGGCUACCUGGCCUCGGCCACCACCAAUGACUGUGGCUGCACCACAACCACCUGUCUCCCUGACAAGGUUUGUGUCCACCGAGGCACCGUCUACCCUGUGGGCCAGUUCUGGGAGGAGGGCUGUGACACAUGCACCUGCACCGACAUGGAGGAUACUGUUGUGGGCCUGCGUGUGGCUCAAUGCUCUCAGAAGCCCUGUGAAGACAGCUGUCAGCCAGGUUUUUCUUAUGUUCUCCACGAAGGGGAGUGCUGUGGAAAGUGCCUGCCGUCUGCUUGCAAGGUGGCUGGCUCACCGAGGGGUGAUUCCCUCUCUUCCUGGAAGAGCGUUGGGUCUCAGUGGGCUGUUCCUGAGAACCCCUGCCUCAUCAAUGAGUGUGUCCGAGUGGAGGACGCAGUGUUUGUGCAGCAGAGGAACAUCUCCUGCCCACAGCUGGCUGUCCCUACCUGUCCCACGGGCUUCCAGCUGAACUGUGAGACCUCAGCAUGCUGUCCCAGCUGUCACUGUGAGCCUGUGGAGGCCUGCCUGCUCAAUGGCACCAUCAUUGGGCCCGGGAAGAGUGUGAUGGUUGACUUAUGCACGACCUGCCGUUGCAUUGUUCAGAGAGGAGCCAUCUUCAGAUUCAAGCUGGAGUGCAGAAAGACCACCUGUGAGGCCUGCCCUGUGGGCUAUCGGGAGGAGAAGAGUCAGAGCGAAUGCUGUGGCCGGUGCCUGCCUACGGCUUGCACUAUUCAGCUGAGAGGAGGACGGGUCAUGACCCUGAAGCAAGAUGAGACAUUCCAGGAUGGCUGUGACAGUCAUCUGUGCAGGGUCAACGAGAGAGGGGAGUACAUUUGGGAGAAGAGGGUCACGGGCUGCCCCCCAUUCGAUGAACGCAAGUGUCUGGCUGAAGGAGGCAAAAUCGUGAAAAUUCCAGGCACCUGCUGUGACACGUGUGAGGAGCCCGAUUGCAAAGACAUCACAGCCAAGGUGCAGUAUAUCAAAGUGGGAGAUUGUAAGUCGGAAGAGGAAGUGGACAUUCACUAUUGCCAGGGAAAGUGCGCCAGCAAAGCUGUGUACUCCAUUGACAUCGAGGAUCUUCAGGAACAGUGCUCCUGCUGCUGGCCCUCAAGUACAGAGCGCAUGCGUGUGCCCUUGCUCUGCACCAAUGGCUCGGUUGUGCACCACGAGGUCAUCAAUGCCAUGCAAUGCAGAUGUUCUCCCCGUAAUUGUGGCAAGUGAGGCCUGUGCAGCCACGGCAGACUCCUACUGCUACCCAUGCUGUGGCCUGACCAGCCAGAGAACCUCUCUCUCCCCUGUGCAUCCUGCCCUUUGUGCCCUCCUGGGCCCACAAUAAAGGCCAAGUUCUCCUCUUAA
Messenger RNA from Rattus norvegicus (Norway rat), 8803 nucleotides. It is a transcript of the gene Vwf, whose product is annotated as von Willebrand factor. The coding region runs from base 230 to 8668 and encodes 2812 amino acids. Gene Ontology annotation, biological process: response to radiation. Lineage: Eukaryota; Metazoa; Chordata; Mammalia; Rodentia; Muridae. Gene Ontology annotation, cellular component: extracellular matrix; extracellular region. The transcript has 52 exons. The record is from RefSeq and is marked validated.